Molecule: messenger RNA, 774 nt
Organism: Haliotis rufescens (red abalone)
Lineage: Eukaryota; Metazoa; Mollusca; Gastropoda; Lepetellida; Haliotidae
Exons: 1
Coding region: 1-774 (257 amino acids)
Biological process (GO): DNA recombination; DNA integration
Molecular function (GO): DNA binding
Source: RefSeq, a predicted model, not a curated record
AUGCCUUGCACCAGUUCCGCACACCAGCUACAAGAGGUGUGGCCAGUCCCGCUGGAUCAGGUCGUAAACUUUAUUGCUUAUCUGUCAGUCACUCACCACUCCCCCAACACAGUCAAGACUUACAUUGCAGCGCUGUCUUCACACCACAAAUUCCACGGGCUCACCGACUGUACAAACCAUUUCCUGGUAGGCAAGAUUGUAACUGGCUUACACAAAUCAGCGGGCCGUCCAGACACCAGAAAACCGAUCACUGCAGAUCUGCUGCAGGUAGUAACCAACAAUCUGCCUCACGUAUGCUCAUCAGCAUACGAAGCCAGGCUGUUCAAGGCAGUCUACUGCACAGCCUUCUUCGGUUUCUUUAGGGUUAGCGAACUGGUCCAAACUGGACCCUCAAAAACAGGUUGCGCCAUCCAGAAUCUAAGCUUCGCGGGCAACCCCCAGCAGCUUGCAAUCCAUUUACCACACUCAAAGUCCGAUCAGUACAGGAUGGGGACAACAGUUACAAUGUCACCUAUACCAGGUAAUCCGCUAUGUCCGGUAGUCGCCAUCAAGCACUACCUGGAGGCGCGCCCCUCCGGCCCACAACAUGCAUUCGUUCACUUCGACCAUUCCCCCAUUACAAGGUACCAAUUCCAGGCACUCCUAAAAAAGGCCUUAGCACACAGCAACAUAAACACGGCCUGCUAUUCUUCGCACUCCUUCCGCAUUGGGGCAGCCACAUCAGCAGCCAUGAACGGGGUGCCCGAACACCUCAUACAACAAUACGGCAGGUGA